UCUCUCUCUCUUUUAUUUUUCCCUUUCCCAAAAAAAAAUUCCUGUAAAAAACUUUACUCUUCCUCCUUGGUUUGAUUUUCACCAAACUUUUCUUUUUCUCCUCGCCGAUCACGAAUUCCGGUUAGCAUUCUCAGGUGAAAAUUCCAUAACUCUAUGAUCGCUGUUUUCUUUUUCAGGUGAAAAUUCCGGUUAGAUGAUUAUUGAUGUUGAUGAUUCUGUGACCUCUUGGUUUUGACUAAUUGAAUUUCUGUUUGUUCAUUUGGAGUUUUAGUUGGUGGUCGUUUUUGUUUGAUUUAGGAUGGACUCUUUAAUUUUAAUGUUGAAAUUUACCUUCAUAGAAAAAAAAAACCAGAAACAAAGAAAAACUGUUGGAGAAUUAGAAGAAAAUGAAAGGAUACAAAAGCGUAGAAAACUUAGGAUUUUUUGUCUUAUUUUUGUUAUGCACAGAGUGAAUUGGUGUUGUUUUUGGUUUCUGUUUCUCUUCUCUUGUUUGUUUACCGUGUACCGAUUAAGUAUAAAUUAUAUUGAAGAAGGCUAACCGAACAGUUGUCUAUGGGAUUCAUCUAUGUUGUAAUUUGUUGUGCCCCUUUCAUGCCAAAUUUUCUAUUGCUACCAGCUAAUGCAAAAAGUAAGUUAAAAGAGUAUGAAGGUGAGUGGUUUCGAAUUUUGUGCUGUUUUUUUUUCCUUUUCCCUUGAUUCUAAUAUAUGACAGGAUACAUAUGUAACUGCAUUUCUUAGUGAGGUUUAUAACGGUCUCGCGGUUGAGAGUGCAAGUGGUAAAUAGGAGUAGCAUUUCAAUUGUUUCAUAGUCCUUGGUGUGACUUGCUGGAUAUUUGACUAAGGAUGUGCAAUCAUGUUGAGAGCGCCACUGAUUGGUGUCUAUUGGAUUUAGUCUUUGGGGUACAUGCAUGAGGGUCUGGUGUUAGCAUUCUCAUGAAUAGCCGCAACUGGUUUUUCUAGCGCUUAUUAGCAUCCUGGGGAACUGAAGGAAGGGUUGUCUCCUCGCAUCAACAUUCAUUCUGUUUGAACAUCUGGUGUAUCAGUGAUAGGUCAGCAUUUGUUUCCGAAGAGGACUACAGAGGUGGAUUGUUUUAUUUGUUCUUCAUACGCGAGCACUGAUACCAUAUUCAACGGACAGCUUACAUUAUUAUGGCGCAUCAGCACAUGUUCAAUCCACCAGAAAUGUUUGAGAUGGCUAAUGACCAAAAUCCGAAUCUCAAUCUGAAUCAGAAUUCCGUACAUGUGCAGCAGCCUUUUGCGCCUUUUGGAAGAGGUGGUGGUGCCUGGGAGAAUGGUUCUGUUGUUUCUCCUGUGCCAAUAAUGUCUGGUGAGGCAGUAAAUUCUGUACCUCACUGGACAGCAGCACCAAGGUCAAACGAGUAUUCCGCAUCAAGUACUAGCAUGGGUGUACCACGUUAUGAAGCGGUUACAUCGGGCCCAUUUUAUGAUCCCUACCCUCGACCAUCAGCUGCCACAAACUUCCAUCCAGUUCCACAAUAUUAUGCUGGUCAGCCAUCAUCUUCUAAUUCUCAGGGACACUCGAUUAAUGGACUUGCAAAUGGCAUUGUUGAUCCUGUAAUGGGCAGUGGAAGAGGGCCAUUUAAAAGAAAAAUCCCAGUAAUACCUGAUGUUUCUGAGAGAGGCGAUACCAGCAGGUAUUACAACCCUGGAGCUGGAAGUUAUUCUGAUUAUCCUAUUUAUUCUACUAUACAACCAGAGAAGCCUAUUGUACAUCCUCAGCAUAGGCCUUGGAACACAACUGGUACAUACCCCACUUACAGCGGGUGCAGUCUCUCAAUUGCUGAUGGUUCUGACAGAAAUGUGAGAAGCAGACCUUCUGGGAAUAUAGAACCAAACAUAGUCCCUGCAGUUUCUUCAAGCAACUCGUCACUUCAUGUCCCUUCAGCAGGCAGUUUGGUAGACCAUUCAGUUAGAGUGGAUAUUCCUAACCUUAAUGUUGGCCCUGCACAUUCAGAAUGGAACCAUGUGCACACACCUUUUGCAGCUCAUGGAAGAGUUACAUCGUCAGGUACAAAUUCCUUGAAUCAAGGACCAAAUCAGUUCCCAGUGGGGGGCUCUGACUAUAAUCCAGUUGGGUUUGACCGUUACCACCACAAUACUUCUGUCAGAUACCCUGUUUUUCCUCCUCACAAUAUCCAGGGUGCCACUCAAGCUGUUAGGGGAGGAGGUUACAGUAGCUUUCCUCAAAGAGCUGUUCCGCCAAACGGGAUUAUGCCAAGCCAACCGAACUUGGGGUACUGGCCAGCCUCAUCUGUUGAGGGUUUGAAUCCAGUGCCAGAAUCUCAUUCUUCAAGAUAUUCGAGGACAUCUUCUGCCAUGGGAUAUCAUAACGGUGAUAGGAGUGGGCGGUCGAGGUCAUCUUAUGAUAGGUUGCGCUCACUGCCUCACGAUGCGUAUUCCCAUGAUAGGCGUAUUGCUGAGAGUUAUUCGGCAGUUGAUCGUGCGACAGCAUAUGGAUCUCGGAACUUGUUUGAUCAACAUGGAGACAUGAGGCUAGAUGUAGACAGCAUGAGUUAUGAGGAACUACUUGCUUUAGGGGAACGAAUUGGUAAUGUCAGCACUGGCUUGUCGGAAGAUCUUAUUUUGAAGUGUUUAACCAUGACAGUAAUUACGAAUACGGACAUAAUCCCAGAGGAACAUCGCUGUGUUAUCUGCCUGGAUGAGUACAGAAAAGAGGAGGAAAUCGGGAGGUUGAGAAACUGCGGGCAUGACUACCAUGUAGGGUGCAUAAAGAGAUGGUUGUCAAUGAAGAAUGCUUGUCCAAUAUGCAAAGCUCCUGUCUUGGCAGAUAAUUAGCCAGCAUACGUAUUAGCUCCAACACAGCAUGAUCAGUUGUAAAUUCAUUUUGAAACACCUUCCGAACAAACUCCUCCUGAACCACGUAAAAAAAAAAAAAAAAAAA
This is a messenger RNA of Papaver somniferum (opium poppy), 2923 nucleotides long. RefSeq names its product probable E3 ubiquitin-protein ligase ZFP1. Gene Ontology annotation, molecular function: ubiquitin protein ligase activity. The transcript is spliced from 8 exons. Lineage: Eukaryota; Viridiplantae; Streptophyta; Magnoliopsida; Ranunculales; Papaveraceae. Bases 1150 to 2817 code for a protein of 555 amino acids. The record is from RefSeq and is a predicted model, not a curated record.